Molecule: messenger RNA, 641 nt
Organism: Racocetra fulgida
Lineage: Eukaryota; Fungi; Glomeromycota; Glomeromycetes; Diversisporales; Gigasporaceae
Source: the annotation of a GenBank genome assembly
AUGCUUCUUAAUCAAUAUAGCGAACAAUAUGGUAUUAAUCUUGACAUAUGUAGAAUUUCUGAAGACAUUUAUGAAUGCACUAAUGGCCACAAAGGUCUCUAUUCAUCAACAAGAUUAAUAAAGUUUAUCAAGGAGCUUAGAGCUUACAAAUCUAUUGUUCGAGUUAUUAAGAGUCUUUCAUCGAAACAAACGGACAUUAUUAGCAUUGUUCUCUGCUACGGAACCUACACUUACGAGUGUAAUAAUGAAGAUGGCGAAAUAUAUCGACUUCUCGCGGAAGGAAUCGUUGUUUCUAAGUCCGUAAAUGAAGAUUACAUAGAAAUGGAGUUUUCGUCGCCGAUUCUCCGAAGUAUAAUACUCUCCAUGAUAAGCGGCCCUGAUAUUGACAUAACAAACCCACCACAAACUAUAAAUAAAAUUGACAUUAAUUGGUUAUUAGAAAACACUAUCGAAAAUCUCGCCGUUCAAAAUAUCUUCGCUCCCCAAGCUCUUAACGCCGACAAUAAUCCGUCAGAGUAUGCAUUUCAGGCUGAAUUUUCAGCUGUUCUCAAAUAUUUACUAUCCAAUGUUUACCCUGUCCUACAAUACCGUGUAAUCGUUGAAGCAAAAGAACGUGACAUUAACGGCAAUCGACGUAAACG